UGUGUAUGUAAGUGAACGGAGAAGAACGCAGACACUUCACCCGGGGCUCAGUUAGGAAACGUGGCCUUAGCGAGUCGAGCGGAUCUCAAUGAGAAACACACUCAGCUGUGAGGCAUACACACACUCAGUCGUCUACUCUCAGCGCGGACUGAUAUAAUCUAGGGUCUCUGAAGGCGCAGAUCAUGGCUGAUGUGGAGCAGAGCGCGCCGGGGCCGGACGGGUCCAGUAACGCGUCUGACGCGGUGAACGGGACCGCGGGCCGGUUCGUGUCCAGCGCCGAGGGCACAGCUCUGGCGUACGGGAGUCUGCUGCUCAUGGCCCUGCUGCCCAUCUUCUUCGGGGCCCUGCGCUCCGUGGGCUGCUCCAAAGGCAAGAAUGCUUCAGAUAUGCCCGAGACCAUCACGAGCAGAGACGCCGCUCGCUUCCCCAUCAUCGCCAGCUGCACUCUCUUCGGCCUCUACCUGUUCUUCAAGGUUUUCUCUCAAGAGUACAUUAACCUGCUGCUCUCCAUGUAUUUCUUCGUGCUGGGAAUAUUAGCGCUGUCUCACACGAUGAGUCCCUUUAUGUGCAGAGUUUUCCCAGCGAACGUGCCAAACAAGCAGUACCAGCUGCUGUUCACACAGGGCUCAGGAGACGGACGAGAGGAGAUCCUCAACUAUGAGUUCGACACCAAGGAUCUGAUCUGCCUGUGUGUGAGCGCUGUGGUCGGGGUCUGGUACGUCCUCAAGAAGCACUGGGUGGCCAAUAACCUGUUCGGCCUGGCGUUUGCCCUGAACGGGGUCGAGCUGCUCCACCUCAAUAAUGUCAGCACUGGCUGCAUCCUGCUGGGAGGACUGUUCGUUUACGAUGUGUUCUGGGUUUUUGGCACCAACGUCAUGGUGACUGUUGCCAAGUCCUUCGAAGCCCCGAUUAAGUUGGUGUUCCCACAAGAUCUGCUGGAGAAAGGUUUGGGUGCCAGUAACUUUGCCAUGCUGGGACUGGGGGACAUCGUCAUUCCAGGAAUCUUCAUCGCUCUGCUCCUGCGCUUUGACGUCAGUUUGAAGAAGAACACAAGAACAUACUUCUACACCAGCUUCCUGGCGUACAUCUUCGGCCUGGGCCUCACCAUAUUCGUCAUGCACACCUUUAAACACGCACAGCCUGCUCUGCUCUACCUGGUACCGGUGUGUGUGGGCUUCCCCGUGCUGGUGGCUCUGGUGAAAGGAGAACUGACCGAGAUGUUCAGGUAUGAAGAGUCUUCGCCAGAGGAGGCGUUACCGAAAGAGGACAUGACAGAAUCUGAUAAAGACAAAUAGAUGUGGAAAACAAGCCCAUUUCAGCAUUUGUUCAUCAUCGUGACGUGGUCGUUCAGCAAACGCUGGUGUUUCGAGCCGCUCACGGCACUUCUCAACUCUUUUAAUGACGCACAGCAGCAUCUCAGUGCCUGUGUUUCUCCAUCUUCCCUUGUCAUUGCCUUCAGCCUUCACAUUUGAUAUGAUGCUUUAUUUGCUUUCAGACGGUUUUAGUUAUUAUGCAGCGUUUGGAUAGGGAAGAAGUGUGGCUUCCUGCAUGUAAUGUCAGAUUACUAUGCAGAUUUAUUAAACAUCUCAAGUCUGGGACGUAUUCCUGUGUAGCUGCUUUUUUUUUUUUUUUUGGCUUUUACUCUAGGAUCUCGUAAGGGAUUCAGCUUGUGAAACUCAAGUAAUUGUCCAUCUAUUGUUAAAUGAUGAAAUAUUUUUAUUUCAUGUAAAUGUAGACUAAAGUGGAACCAAAUAUCUCCCUAGAAGAUGAAAGUAUUUGUAUGGAUGGAGUGGGGGGGGUUUGAGUUCAGUUUUCUAUGCCAUAUGUGUCCCAGUCAUGUGUUUCUACACCUCAUGCUUGGCCACCAGCGUUUUACCGUCUCCUCUUGUGUAAUCUUUAUUUCUUCAAUGUAAAAGUUUAAGCUCAUUUGAGGAGCGUUUCUUCCUCAAUAUAACUUUUAUUUGCAUUAAACUGUGGUGUUUACCACUGUAGAAAAGCA
Messenger RNA from Pimephales promelas (fathead minnow), 1999 nucleotides. RefSeq names its product histocompatibility (minor) 13 (gene hm13). Gene Ontology annotation, molecular function: aspartic endopeptidase activity, intramembrane cleaving. Gene Ontology annotation, cellular component: lumenal side of endoplasmic reticulum membrane; cytoplasmic side of endoplasmic reticulum membrane; membrane. The record is from RefSeq and is a predicted model, not a curated record. Lineage: Eukaryota; Metazoa; Chordata; Actinopteri; Cypriniformes; Leuciscidae. Gene Ontology annotation, biological process: membrane protein proteolysis.